GGUUACGUAGUUGAAGUAAAACGGCGGGAGAAGGCAGAGGUACAUUGUAACAACACUCACAGAUUGCUGUUUUUUGUAUAAAGACGUUUUCUGUCACACUUUGAAAUGGCUGAAAUUACUCCAGGUAAAAAACUAGCUGAGGGCAAAACAAAGAUCAUCUAUGAGCUUCCCAACAACCAGGUGUUGCUGCAGUCCAAAGACCGCAUCUCAGCCCACAAUGCCCAGCGGACCAACGACUUGGAAGGCAAGGCGGCCAUCUCCAAUAACACAGCAUGCAAAGUGUUUGAAUACCUGACCAAGAUUGGUGUCAAGAACCACUUUGUGAAGAAGAACAGUGAGACCAGCUUCUCUGCCAUCAACUGUGCCAUGGUGCCCAUCGAGUGGGUGACCAGGCGAGUGGCCACUGGAUCCUUCCUGAAACGUAACCCUGGGGUGGAGGAGGGAUACCGCUUUGCACCUGUCAAGUUGGAGUUCUUCUACAAGGAUGACGCAGCGGGCGAUCCACAGUGGUCAAGGGAGCAGAUCAUUGAGGCCAAGCUGAACUGUGGCGGGGUGGUCAUUGGGCCGCACGAGGUGGACAUUAUGAGCAAGAUGACCGUAGUGGUCUUUGAGGUCCUGGAGAGGGCCUGGAGCUCAAUGGACUGUUCGCUGAUUGACAUGAAGAUCGAGUUUGGAGUCAGUGCGGAGACUGGCGAGAUCCUUUUGGCGGACAUCAUUGACAGCGAUUCCUGGCGUCUGUGGCCCCAGGGAGACCGUCGUCUCAUGAAGGACAAGCAGGUGUACCGUGACUUUAAGGAGGUGACUGAUGAGGGGCUGCAGCAGGUCAAGCGCAACUUUCAGUGGGUUGCUGACCGACUGGAUUCCUUCAUCCCGCCGCCCAAGGGCCAAGCCGUGGUCUUGAUGGGCUCUCCCAGUGACAUAGCCCAUGGAGAGAAGAUCCGGGACCUGUGUCGUAGCUUUGGCUUCCCUUGCCACCUGCGGGUCACCUCCGCCCACAAGGGGACAGACGAAACAUUGUACAUUAAGGCCCAGUAUGAAGCAACUGGGACCCCGACUGUCUUCAUCGCAGUAGCUGGUCGCAGUAACGGCCUUGGUCCCGUCCUGUCCGGUAACACCUCCUUCCCAGUCAUCAACUGCCCACCGGUCAAGGCUGAAUGGGGACCCCAGGACAUCUGGUCUUCACUGCGCCUGCCUUCAGGUCUCGGUUGCAGCACUGUCCUGUCACCUGACGGUGCAGCCUGGUGCGCAGCCCAGAUGCUGUCCCUCACCGAUCACGUCAUCUGGAGCACCAUCCGUGCCCGGCAGAUGAACAUCUGGCUGUCCCUCAAGGAAGCCGACAAGAAACUGUGUGCAUCCGACACAAACUAAGUCCUUCCAGCUCUCUCACCUUUGCCAGUGACAAUGCACUAGGUUGUGGCCUCCCAUUGCAUUCCAUAGGCAUUGGGAACCCCACAUACAAUUCUCUGAAUUUUAUUUUGAAUGUAAUUUGCACAAUGAAGAAGUGACUCGUAAAUGGAAUAAUGAAUUGAAUUGUUUAAUGAGGGGCAGACAUAUUAUUCAUGAUCACGCUUAAGAAUUCAUCACCAAUUCCUGAAGAAAAAUGUACAGAAACAAAGUGUAAUUGUAUUCAUAAAUUUCCAGCUUAAAGUCUUGUUGAAGCCGUCAAACAAAAUAACUGGCCCUUCACAAUGUUCAAGACAACAGUUGGCACAUUGCUCUCAGCAACACUGGCGAUGUACACAGUUUGCUUAUGCGUGUGUUGGCCUACACAGAGCCCCCCACAAUGCCGCACAGCAUGGGGUAAGCAGUCCAUGCCCUCUGCAGGCGCCAUCAAGGCACUGCCAGGACCGGAAAGCAACUCCUAUAUGCACAGCAAUUUCAUGACUGUACCUCGUUCACAUUCCUGAUUGAGAGAUGAAUUGUGCAUAUUCCAUGCAUCAUCAUGUGCCAGUUGCUGUUUUAGCUGUCUAUCGGGUGUGAGUGCAAGGAUCUGCGCACAAGUCAAAUCCAUUUGUAGUAGACUGUUCUGAGUGUACCUUGUUGACACUUUACUACGAGUGUGUACAUUUUGUGAAGCAAUUGUUAAAGUGUUGUGGAGGUAGUAUGUGUGUUCAAACAUUGCCCUAGCUAUCUGUGAAAAGAUGACGGCACGCAGAGAUAUUUUUCCUACACUUUACAAGUUGCCAUGUGUAGGAGGCGUGGCGAGACUAAUUUGAUGUGAUUAAUUUUUGGCAGAUCACUCUGGGAUCAAGUUUAGCAACUUCUAAUGUUUUAGGGAGCUACUAUUGAAUGCUUUCAAAUCAUGUUAUUUUUGUACAUCAGCCACUGAGCCAUCCCUUCAAAAGAUCCAUUGGAAGACACGAGUUUUAUUGGUAGAUGAGUUUCCUUUGCCUAUGGGAACACUGAAAUCUUCACUGAAAUAUUGGGUCAUCAUUUUCUCUGAAAUGGAACAGACAUUGAUAGUCACUGAUUGGUGGAUGUAUUUUGUGUCUUGACGUGUACAAUGUAACAUUUACACAAAGUUGUAUUUUCGAGUGUUGUGGCUGUGAAGCCUUUGGUGCCCUAACUUGAGGAUUAUAAAACAGGGUAAAGUUUAGUAAUCUUUCUGUGAAGUAGUGAAUUAGCUCUUCUAAUAUCACUGUAAAGUGAUUGAAUUUGGCUUGUCUGUCUUUUUUGGGUGGAGAAUUUAGUAAUAUUUUUGUUUUGCACCAAAGUAACCAUCCGUUUGCACUGGUAAAGUUUCAGCCACCUGUGUCACUGCAUAAGCAUUGAUAAAAGUUGUAGUACUGUAUUACGUAUCUUGUUACGAAGUGAAACACUGAGGUAGAUCUAAGAUGAAAGAAAUUAAAGUCACAUGUUGAAAUGCAUUUCCUUGGGUACAUGAGAAUAUGGCCACUGCGUUUGUCAGUAGAUGGUGCAUUUCUGGUCCCGAUAUUAAUGAGAAAAAAAGGUGAAUGGAAAGCCUCUUAAUACUUUCAUCUAUACCUAAGCGUCCUAAGAAAAAUAAAUUAAAAAAAAUUAAAAAGAGAUUUCUGACACCGUACUGUAAUCAUUAGAUGACUCUGAAAUAAACUUGUUUUCACUCGCCUUCAUGCAAA
This is a messenger RNA of Acanthaster planci (crown-of-thorns starfish), 3098 nucleotides long. RefSeq names its product phosphoribosylaminoimidazole carboxylase and phosphoribosylaminoimidazolesuccinocarboxamide synthase (gene paics). The record is from RefSeq and is a predicted model, not a curated record. Gene Ontology annotation, molecular function: phosphoribosylaminoimidazolesuccinocarboxamide synthase activity. NCBI's taxonomy places the organism in Eukaryota, Metazoa, Echinodermata, Asteroidea, Valvatida, Acanthasteridae. Gene Ontology annotation, cellular component: cytosol. Gene Ontology annotation, biological process: 'de novo' IMP biosynthetic process.